AUAUUUGGCGUGGCCAAUCAAUCGAAAUCUCUCCUGAAUAUUCUGGAGGUGUGUUUCAUCUUCUGCAAGGAGUGUUUGGUCUCGAUCUGCGUUUUCUCUGUCAAGAUAUACGCUACACAGUUUAUAACAACUCCAUUUUAACAUGGCACAAGUUGUAACAGCCCAGCCAGGAACCACUGUUGUUGUACAACAAACCCAAGUUCUGAGGGACUGGAAUUCAAGCGUAUUUGACUGCUUUUCUGAUAUUGGUUCUUGCCUCUAUGGUUUGUGCUGCCCUUGCUUCCUGUUGUGCAACAUCUCCACCCGUAUGGGUGAAGGAUUUCUCUAUGGUUGCUGUUGCUCUGAGAUCGCUCCAUUCACUCUUAGGGCCAAGUUGAGAUCAGAGCAGCAUAUUCAGGGCUCUCUUUGCAACGACUCCCUGCUUGUGAUGUUUUGCCCCGCCUGUGUGUUGUGCCAGAUGGACCGUGAGCUUAAAGCCGUUGGCAAGUAAACGUGGACGAUGGGACGGAUGCAUCGUUUUAAGCCUCAUUUGGCUUUUUGCUGUAAUCUCUUUUAUUUCAAUCCGAGAAAUAAGGCCAUGUGAUAGUACUAUGUUAUAUGCUUUGCCUUUAAACUGACUAAGGUGUGAUUAUUCGAGUGUUAGAGGGACUGCUUAUUUUCAGUUUUGGUUUUAAAGCAUGGUCUGUACCGUUUUUCAGCAUUUAUUUUUAUCACUGAAAUAUUCACACUAUGGAGUCAGAUCAUUUAUCCAAUUCACGACUGCAAAAUUGUAACCCGUUCUUGUGCAUUUGUUAAGUUUUGAUUUGAUAAUAAAUGAGAUGUUGGUGGA
This is a messenger RNA of Orbicella faveolata, 829 nucleotides long. RefSeq names its product cornifelin homolog B-like. NCBI's taxonomy places the organism in Eukaryota, Metazoa, Cnidaria, Anthozoa, Scleractinia, Merulinidae. The record is from RefSeq and is a predicted model, not a curated record.